Messenger RNA from Trichobilharzia szidati, 840 nucleotides. The record is from the annotation of a GenBank genome assembly. Lineage: Eukaryota; Metazoa; Platyhelminthes; Trematoda; Strigeidida; Schistosomatidae.
AUGAUUGUCGUCCGCCUUUAUCAUCGUCAGUGGAGUCGGAUUUAUCAGAUCAGAGUGAAUAUUACGAGACGUGUAAUGAAGGUUCAUCACUCAUCAUCAGCAUCAUCAUCAGGAUGUGGUGAUACAGCAGUUCUUACGACUUCUUCUUCUUCUUCAACAGAUGCUGCUAAAAGGUUUAAAAUGCGUAAACUGUUUCAUUUCGCUGCUGGUCUUGUAUAUACAUCUGGUUUACUGUACUCACCUCAUUUGCUUUCUUUGGCUUCUGCAGCACUGUUGAUUGUAUUUUGGUGUUUUGAAUGGAUACGAAGACGAGGGCCUUAUAGCCUUUCAUCUUACCUCAGUGCCUUAGUUGAUCCAUUUCGGGAUGAGCGAGAUUCCGGUGAAAUUCUCUUCACGCCUAUUGCUCUUCUACUCGGCCUAAGCAUUCCUAUUUGGUGGCCGGAAAAUUUGAAGAAUACGGAUAUGACGGUCAGUAUUGGUCAUCUAUGCUAUGAAAUGCGUGUAAAACCGACGUCAUGGACAGGUAUAUUGUCCAUAGCUAUAGGUGAUAGUUUUGCUGCAUUAGUUGGAAAGGCUUAUGGUAAACGUCGCUGGCCUGGAUCACAUCGAACCUUGUUAGGAUCUUCAGCUUCCUUUCUAACGCAGAUUAUUGCUUGGACUGGUCUAUCCUAUUAUUAUUCUUGGUCAUGGACUUCAGGGUUGCUUCCACUGUUGUCUGGAGUUGUCGUUGAAGCGUACACGGAACAGAUUGAUAAUCUGGUUGUACCGCUUGUUGUAAUGUUCACUUUUCUGUAUGCCAAUAGUAAUUAUAGCAGUUUUGUCUACAAUAUGAUCCCAUAG